Sorghum bicolor (sorghum) is the source of this 2473-nucleotide messenger RNA. Its product is annotated as 5'-nucleotidase domain-containing protein DDB_G0275467. The transcript has 13 exons. The coding region runs from base 149 to 1768 and encodes 539 amino acids. Gene Ontology annotation, molecular function: 5'-nucleotidase activity. NCBI's taxonomy places the organism in Eukaryota, Viridiplantae, Streptophyta, Magnoliopsida, Poales, Poaceae. The record is from RefSeq and is a predicted model, not a curated record.
UUCCGCCCUCCUCCCGUGCAACUACAAGCGCGGCCUUUUUCCCGUCGGCACGGCGCCUAGGAAAAACAGCCGUCCUCCCGCGUCCCCCACCUCGGCCCCUCCUCCUCACGCCGGCGACACACCGACAAACCGAGGCAGGUCCCCCCCGAUGGCGUCGGCUCGACUUCGCCUACGCCUCCUCGACGGCUACGGUCUCCUCAUGUCGCCGGCGCUCUCCGCGACGGCGCUGCGGUCCUCGCGAGGCCUGCGCGCGCUCUGCACGCUCUCCACCACGCUGCGGUCGGGCGCCGGCGAGGACGAGAUCGAGCGCAUCCGCCGCGAGUUCGAGGACGCCAAGCGCAACUACCUCAGCAUCCCCGCCGCCAUCAAGGACAUGCCCAAGAUGAACCCGCAAGGCAUUUACGUCAACAAGAACGUCAAGCUGGACGACCUCCAGGUCUACGGCUUCGACUACGACUACACGCUGUCGCACUACUCCGAGCACCUGCAGUGCCUCAUUUACAAUCUUGCAAAAAAACACUUGGUCAAUGAGUUGAAGUAUCCGGAGAGUUGCUUGCAGUACGAGUAUGACGGCACCUUCCCUAUCAGGGGUCUGUACUAUGACAGACUUAAAGGGUGCCUUCUCAAGCUCGAUUUCUUCGGCUCGAUUGAACCAGAUGGUUGCUUCUUUGGGCGGCAGAGGCUGAGUUUGAGUGAGAUAAAAGAGCUCUAUGGCACACGUCAUAUUGGCAGAGAUCAAGCUCGUAACCUUGUUGGGCUGAUGGAUGUCUUCUGUUUUAGUGAGGCAUGUCUGAUUGCCGAUAUUGUUCAGCACUUUAUAGAUGCAAAACUGGAGUUUGAUCCAUCUUACGUAUACGAGGAUGUAAACCAAUCGAUUCAGCAUGUUCACAGAAGUGGUUUAAUUCACAGGCAAAUUCUUUCUGAGCCUCAGAAAUUUCUGAUGAAAAAAAGCCAGGUGUUCCGUUUCUUGAAGAUGCUUAAAGAGAAAGGGAAAAAGCUAUUUCUUCUUACUAAUUCACCUUUCUACUUUGUAGAUGGAGGGAUGCGUUAUUUGCUAGAGGACCAACAUUUUGAUGGAAAUUCCUGGAGGGAACUGUUUGAUGUUGUGAUUGCGCAGGCAAAUAAACCAACUUUCUAUAACUCAGAUCACCCAUUCAGGGUGUAUGACACUCAAAAGGACACCUUAGCUUUUACUGCAGUUGACAAGUUUCUGCCAGAUCAAGUAUACUACCAUGGCUGUUUGAAAUCAUUUCUGCAGAUCACAAAAUGGAGAGGCCCAGAGGUGAUAUAUUUUGGUGACCAUCUUUUGAGUGACUUGAGAGGACCUUCAAAAGCUGGUUGGCGAACAGCUGCUGUAAUCCGAGAACUUGAGGAUGAAAUAGAAAUCCAGAACGGUGACAGCUAUCGAUUCCAACAGGCAAAAUUGAGUAUAAUACAUGAUCUACUUGGGAAAGUCCAUGCAACUGUGGUUAGCACCGAGAAAGGGCAAGUCUACAGAGCGUUGCUCGAUGAGUUGAAUGCAGAAAGACGACAAUGCCGAUCUGGGAUUCGAGAUUUGUUCAAUAGCUCUUUUGGUGCAACAUUUCUUACAGACACUGGAAGGGAAUCAUCAUUUGCCUAUCACAUUCAUCAAUACGCCGAUAUUUACACGAGCAAGCUUGAGAACUUCUUAUCAUAUGCUCCUGAAUCUUGGCUUCAUCCACCUCAUGACAUAAAGAUCAUGCCACACAAUGCGAAGGUCCCAGCAAGCCUGUUCAGUACCUCCUAGUUCACUCUUAUCUGUAUUUUCAGUGGAGAACCAAGCCAUAGUACCCCAUUAUGGUUUCUGUGUGAGACCCAUGCGACAGGAUUGUGGACUCCUGCUUUCGCUUGCGUUAUAUGAAUGAAGCACCAGAUGAUGCAUCAAUCCAGCAGACCAAGCAGCAAGUUAGCAGUCAUUCUCCUGACUUGCCACGGAAAUGUCAGUCAUGUGAGUAGUUGACCGACUCGGCCUGUAUGAUGAAGCUUCUAUCUGCUCUUUAAAAGAAAAGGAAGCAUCUGAGAAGCCGCAUGCUUGUGUUCCCAUGAAACUUCAACAAUCUGACUGUCAAUAAAGCAGAUACACGCAACACAUCUAGUUUCCCCAUUUUAUUUACAUUCUGCAACACUCUUUGCUGCACUCCAAUAUUACACUGAAAACUCGUUCAGUGGCAUCUGACAAGUUUUUGGGAUGAGCAGAAGAUAGUUUGGGUCCAGACAACGGGUAAAUUAUAAACGCCUAUUUGUCCUUGUCUGUAACAGGAAGGCUUUCUUCAUUUCUAUUGCUCAUGGUCCCGGAGACUGGCUGGAGUUCCAGUUCUUGCUUGCAUGAACGUGGAGACCUGGAAUUUCGAGAACAAUGGCAAUUAGGGGACUCAUGUGAUUUCUGAACACAGAAAAUAUAAUUUUUUUAUUCUUCGCUGACCAUGGUUUUGGAUUAAUUUGUUAAAAUCUA